UUAGGGGGAUCAAAAGCUGCACUCAUACCUAAGCAAGUCCAUGUUGCUACUGUUUUGAGGAUUGAGUAGAACUCUGGUCACCUCCUCCUGUUGUCUGCGCCGUGAACUCAGGAAAGAAACGAGGUUGGAAAAAGAACUUCACAUGCUCUCUCUCUCUCUCUCUCUCUCCUCUUGUUCAGGACAUGGAUGUCUGGUCUGGUCUGGAGUAUUACUGUAGGAAGAGUGGGCAGAUACCAGCAUUUGGUGACUGGGACCAUGCAAAUGAACUACCCAUAACUCAGUACUUUGAGUGUGCAAGGCAAGCUGGCUUGCUUCGAUUCAGCUCUUCUUCCGGAGAGUCUGACCGCGCCCGCAAGAGCGGCGAUUUGUAUGCGGUCGCUGCUGCUGAUGAUGAGCACAAGUUCUCUCGCUCCGUGGCUCCUCAUAAAAAGGCGAGAACGAGAGAGAAGCGAAACGGGCAACUGAAGGAGCAGAGAAAGACUGGGAGAGUCAUUUGCGAGAUGAAGGAACCUCCGAGGAAGCAACACCUCACGUCACGGUCACAACAUAAUGCCCAUCACCAUCAUCAUCAUGAUCGUCUUGAGUUGCCCACGAAGUCGAAGCCUUCAAAACCGAAAGCUGUUGAUGAAGAUCUCUACAAGAUCCCUCCUCAUCUUCUUCACACCACCAAGAGGAAAAAGGUGCUGGGAUUUUUCUCAAGGUGUCUGGUCCCAGCUUGUACCGCCUAGAGGUUGACAAUAGAUGACUCACAAGAUUCUCUGUCAAAAAGACUCGCCAUGCAUUGUUUAGAUUGGCAGCUCUAGCUGCAUUUGAGGCUGAAACUUGGGGCCGAUUUCAUUCAGCCGUAAACGAAAACGCGAGUUUUGUAUGAUUUGAGAUAGCUAGUCAAGACACGGUAAUAUCGAUGUAGACUUCUCUGUUUGGAUCUUAAAAAGUGCUCGUCUUGUCCAUCUCUUCCUUUCUUUCAUGGGAUAAAAGGAGUAUUUUUGCCCAGGGUGUUCAUGACUUUUUGUUUCUUCCUUUUCAUUUCUGAGGAUGUAACUAGAGUGCAUAGGUAUAAGCUUUCAUUCUCAGAAGGGUUGGUUUGGUUGACUGAAUUGAAAGGAUAAAAGGUAUAAG
Molecule: messenger RNA, 1119 nt
Organism: Syzygium oleosum
Lineage: Eukaryota; Viridiplantae; Streptophyta; Magnoliopsida; Myrtales; Myrtaceae
Exons: 4
Coding region: 183-728 (181 amino acids)
Source: RefSeq, a predicted model, not a curated record